Molecule: messenger RNA, 1587 nt
Organism: Polyodon spathula (Mississippi paddlefish)
Lineage: Eukaryota; Metazoa; Chordata; Actinopteri; Acipenseriformes; Polyodontidae
Product: heparan sulfate glucosamine 3-O-sulfotransferase 1-like
Exons: 2
Coding region: 363-1325 (320 amino acids)
Molecular function (GO): [heparan sulfate]-glucosamine 3-sulfotransferase activity
Source: RefSeq, a predicted model, not a curated record
GCCUGCUAUGCCACUCAAGACAAGGCGUAAGUGCAGAUACUUGGAGAAGUAAACUGCUUACAGCUGUCUCCGAGGGUUCGUAUAUAUAUAUAUUACUUCAUUGAUAGAUACUUCAGUUAAAUGUGUCUCGUUUGAGAGUUAUGUGUCUUUGUUCUUCGAAACAUAAUUUGAGUGCUGGUACCUUUUAAACACAGCUCCGAAAAAACAGGAAAUACUGUUAUCUGUACACACACCGGCAACCGACUACUAGUAACAUCUUUCCUUGAGGAAUCUUCAAGUUCAAGUUGUAGGUUACUGGUACUCAAACUUUAUCCCAUGUGGAAUUUAUUUCCAGUCUCUUCACUAGGCUGAAUAAAACCAGAAUGAGGACUUCUGUGAUGGCAGCUUUUUUGCUUGGACUGUUUCUCUUUGUAUCGCAGCCACCCUCUGUUCCAUCUAGACCCACUGUAAAUGAUGAGGCUGGAGCAUCAUCAAAGACUGUUGACUAUGAGCAACGAAGUGCAUCUUCCAUUCAAAAUGAGACCCAAUCAGCUGUACAUCCUAAUGGAACCAGACAGCAACUGCCUCAAACUAUUAUCAUCGGAGUGAGGAAAGGUGGGACGAGAGCGUUAAUUGAAAUGCUUAGCCUCCACCCUAGCAUUGCAGCAGCAGAGAGCGAGGUUCACUUUUUUGAUUGGGAGGACAAUUUUGCGAAAGGCUUACAAUGGUAUGCCAGUCAGAUGCCAUUCUCAUACCCCCAUCAAAUCACAGUGGAGAAGACUCCCGCUUAUUUCACUUCCAGUAACGUGCCAGAGAGAAUUUAUACGAUGAACAGUGCCACCAGGCUCCUCUUGAUACUGAGAGACCCCACUGAGAGAAUCCUCUCGGACUACACUCAGGUAUUUCACAAUCGUCUGCUGAAGAAAAAGCAGUACCAACCUAUUGAGACUGUGCUUAUUAAAAAUGGGGACGUCAACAUGGACUACAAAGCAUUAAACAGAAGUCUGUAUUACAUCCACAUGCAGAACUGGUUAAAGUAUUUUCCUCUAUCACACAUUCACGUGGUCGAUGGAGACAUGUUGAUCAAAGACCCUCUUCCAGAAAUGACCAGGGUUGAGAGGUUUUUAAACCUCUCACCACAAAUCAAUGCCUCAAACUUUUAUUUUAACAAAACAAAAGGGUUUUACUGUCUAAGGAACCAUGGCAGAGAGAGGUGUUUACAUGAGUCGAAAGGAAGAGCACAUCCUCAAGUUGCCUCCCCAGUACUUGAUAAGUUAUACCAGUUUUUUCAUGAGCCAAACAGGAAAUUCUUUCAACUGAUUGACAGGACCUUUGAUUGGCAUUAAUUUAUGUUGGUGUAUAGUGGGUAUGAAAAUUAGCACAUUCCAGCAGCAUAAACUGUAAGCAGUAUUAGUAGAUAAGAGAAUACUUCAUGUAAAUUAAUGUUUGAAAAAAGUGUACAGUUUAAAUAAUACAAGGUAUAUAUAUAUAUAUUUUUCUACAGGUUUUGAAAAUAUAGCAGUCAAAAUACCAGUUGUGUGACUUUCUUGUUAUUCCUUGAUUUGCAUGCUUUCUCAUCUGUUGGUAAUAUAAUUUUAACAGUGAACA